AUGGCAACAGCUUCGCCAGUCGUAUUAUCACAAUAUGAUCCAACCGGACAAUAUUUUGCAUACGUUUCCACCGCUUUGGAUAAACAGCGGGUAUCAGUGGAGCCAACAACUGCCUCCAAAUCUGGUUUAGUGAACGAUAAUUUUCUCUAUUUGGAGGGGAAAGACGUCUGCUGUACAUGCAUACAAUGGAUUACUUACAAUGACACACCAUUGGUAGUUCUGGGUCUAAACCUAGGGGAAAUAUGGCUAUACUCUCCUUUAUCGAAUGAAAUAGUGGCGAAACUGAACACAGGAUCAAGCUUAGCAGUUUUAGAUUUCCAACUCUUUUCAAGCAAGGACAAGGCCUGGUGUUUGACUGGUGAUGAUACUAUUUUUUUAUUCGACAUGGUAUCACAGAAUGUAUCAAAAAAAUUCAAAAUUGAUGAAUGUAAGGACUUAAAAAAGCUAUGCAUAGUUGAUAGCAAUCGUAUUCUUGUCGCUUCUCAUCAAAUUUACUUAAUCGAUGUCAUUUCAAAGAAAUUGUUGUUACAAUACCCUGGCCAUAUUUCACCUGUGUCUUUCCUUCAAGUGACCACAGAUGGAACAGCAUUUUUGAGUGCAUCUCAGGACGAUAGAUUUUUGAAUAUUUAUGAUUUGGACACUACCAAGACUAAGUCCGUCCUAGUAGCGGACUCGAACGUUAUAUCAAUUUCGAUAUCUGAGGAUUGGUCUCACGUGUCGGCAACAACAGAAGAUGGGGAUAUUGCUAUCUUUGAAGAACCUUUGGUAUCAAUCAAUUCAGGGAAUAAGAGACGUUCUGGUAAGAUAUCCAAACAAAAAAACAAAACUAUAACUUUAUUAAGGUCUAAUUCCGCAACCAGAUUGCCUAUUAUCAAAAGUUUUAUCAACAAAGAUCUAAUUAAUUUUUCGUGGUUAGAAAAUGCAACCACACCUUACUUUGAUCAAGUUCAAUUAGGUAACCUAACGGAUUCAGUCACCACUUUAUCCAAGCCAUUGCCAUCUGCUAAAUCUACACAAACCAGGAACAACCAAAACAGUGAUAUUUCUUCGGCAAAGCUCUACAAAGAGGGUAAUGCAACGGUAACAUCUGGUGAUAACUUUAAGCAUGUGGAAUCCAUUGUCCAAAGUUUAGAUGAUAUAGAAGGAGAAGGGAUUUCAGAAACUUUACAGGAUAGACUAAAUAUAAUUUCACCACCAUCGAGAAAACCAAAGGAAAGGAGAAGAGCCAACGCUGGUACUUCUUCUGUUGUAUUAGCUCAAGCAUUAAAAUCAAAUGAUCAUGCUCUAUUGGAAACAGUCCUUAACACACGCGACGAAAAAGUCAUUCAAGCAACCAUAACCAGGUUAUCCCCCCAACUUGCUACGAUUCUCUUGGAAAGACUCGCUGAACGUAUCGCCAGACAAACUCAUAGACAAGGUGCUUUGAACGUGUGGGUGAAAUGGUGCCUAAUAAUUCACGGGGGUUACUUAGUUACCAUUCCAAAUUUGAUAAAUUCAUUGUCAUCGCUACAUGCUACUUUGAGGAAACGAGCAGAUCUCUUACCAACACUCAUGGCAUUGGAUACACGUAUUACACGUUCAUUAGAUGAAUUGAACAGUAAGAGAGCCGUACAAUACGGCAAGGAUCAACUUGAUUCUGAACUUGUCGCUCCAUAUCAGGAUGACGAGUCGAACCAAAAUGAAGAUGAAGAGGAAGAAGUGGAAUAUAUAGAAGAGCUAGACGAUGCUGGAUUAAUAGACGAUGGUGAAGACAGUGCAGAGUACUCUGAAGAUGAUGACGAACACAGCGAGGCUGAUAAUCAGGAACUUACAUACACUGAAGAAGGAUUUGACGACGAUGACGAAAUGAGGGUCGACGUUGAAGAAGGAUACUCUGACGAAGAAGUUCAGCAUUAG
Messenger RNA from Kluyveromyces lactis, 1896 nucleotides. It is a transcript of the gene UTP5, whose product is annotated as Utp5p. The coding region runs from base 1 to 1896 and encodes 631 amino acids. Gene Ontology annotation, cellular component: nucleolus. Gene Ontology annotation, molecular function: protein binding. The transcript has a single exon. Gene Ontology annotation, biological process: maturation of SSU-rRNA from tricistronic rRNA transcript (SSU-rRNA, 5.8S rRNA, LSU-rRNA). Lineage: Eukaryota; Fungi; Ascomycota; Saccharomycetes; Saccharomycetales; Saccharomycetaceae. The record is from RefSeq and is a predicted model, not a curated record.